This is a messenger RNA of Striga hermonthica, 2029 nucleotides long. Lineage: Eukaryota; Viridiplantae; Streptophyta; Magnoliopsida; Lamiales; Orobanchaceae. The record is from the annotation of a GenBank genome assembly.
AUGGGUCGGAGCCGAUCGGAAAACUGCCGGCGAUUUGAUGGGAACGGAGCUGUUUUUCACUCUAAACGCCGUCGUUUCAUGGAUUUUAGGAUUCGGUGCAAUCGAUGUACCGAGGUUUAUUCACUCCGAGGAUAUAAGCUGAGUUUUGCUGCUGUCAUUGUUGUCAAGGUUCUACUGUUUUUGCUGCUUUUGGAAGCUGCAUUUGCAACGGCCAAAGAAUAUAGAUUGCAAAGUUCAGGUGCUGAACAGAACAAAGACAUUAUAGAGAAACAUUCUUGCAUUCACGACCAGAUUGUCGAACAAAGAAAAAGACCUGGCCGAAAGGUGUACACUGUGUCUACUCAGGUCUAUAUUGAGCCUGAUGUUCAGAAGCCUCUCGAAAGAAAAGGAAGGGCUUUGCUUAGUGCAUCUGAAUUAUCAAGGAAUGAACUUGACUCCAAAGCCCCCAUUAGGAUUUAUUUAAAUUAUGAUGCUGUUGGACACUUAUCUGAUAGGGACUGCAGCAAUGUGGGUGACAUAGUGAAGCUGGGGGAGCCAAACGGUGCUUCUUUUUCUGGUGGUCCUUCUUGUGACCCACGCGGGAGUCCUCCAAUUUAUGGUGAUUGCUGGUAUAAUUGUACACUGGAUGAUGUAGCUGGGGAGGACAAAAAGUACCGUCUUCGUAAGGCUCUAGGGCAGACAGCUGAAUGGUUUAAGCGAGCCUUAUCUGUUGAGCCCGUGAAGGGUAAUUUGCGGUUGAGUGGAUACUCUGCCUGUGGUCAGGAUGGAGGGGUACAGCUUCCCAGGGGAUAUGUUGAAGAGGGUGUUGCUGAUGCGGAUUUAGUUCUUUUGGUCACCACAAGACCAACUACUGGGAACACUUUGGCAUGGGCUGUGGCCUGUGAACGGGACCAAUGGGGUCGUGCUAUUGCUGGGCAUGUAAAUGUUGCGCCUCGCCACUUGACUGCCGAAGCAGAAACUUUACUUUCUGCUACACUGAUUCAUGAGGUUAUGCAUGUUCUUGGAUUUGACCCCCACGCUUUUGCUCAUUUUCGGGAUGAGAGAAAAAGAAGGCGUACGCAGGUACAUUGUGCUUUCUCCGAGAACUUCACUGGUUUGGAGCUUGAAGAUGGCGGCGGGCGUGGCACAUCCGGGUCCCACUGGGAGAAAAGACUCUUGAUGAAUGAGAUUAUGACGGGAUCGGUUGACACAAGAUCGGUAGUUUCUAGAAUGACACUUGCUCUGCUCGAGGACAGCGGAUGGUAUCGAGCUAAUUACAGCUCAGCUGACCAUCUCGAGUGGGGCCAUCAUCAAGGGACCGAAUUUGUUACUUCUCCCUGUAACCAAUGGAAAGGGGCUUACCAUUGCAACUCGACUCAGCUUUCCGGGUGUACGUAUAAUCGAGAGGCUGAAGGAUACUGUCCUAUAAUGAGCUACAGUGGGGAUCUUCCGCAGUGGGCCCAAUAUUUUCCACAGCCCAACAAAGGUGGGCAGUCAUCAUUGGCCGAUUACUGCACUUAUUUUGUGGCCUACUCUGAUGGUUCAUGCACAGACACUAAUAGUGCUAGAGCACCCGACAGGAUGCUAGGUGAAGUUAGAGGAAGUGACUCAAGGUGCAUGGCCUCGUCAUUAGUGCGUAUUGGGUUUGUAAGAGGAUCUUCUACGCAAGGAAAUGGUUGUUAUCAGCACAGGUGUCUAAACAACUCGCUUGAGGUCGCUGUAGAUGGAAUCUGGAAAGUCUGUCCUGAAGCCGGCGGGCCCAUUCAAUUUCCUGGUUUCAAUGGUCAGCUGAUCUGCCCUGCAUACCACGAACUUUGCAAUGUGAAGUCACUUUCUGGAUCUGGCGAAUGCCUUAAUUCGUGUCAUUUUAAUGGCGAUUGCAUUAACGGAAAAUGCCACUGCUUUAUAGGUUUCGAGGGCAAAGACUGUAGCAAGCGUUCUUGUCCUAACAAUUGUGGUGCCCAUGGCGAAUGUCUCGAAUUCGGUGUUUGUAGCUGCGAAAAUGGAUACACCGGCAUCGACUGCUCUACAGCCGUUUGUGACGAGCAAU